Molecule: messenger RNA, 3293 nt
Organism: Stylophora pistillata
Lineage: Eukaryota; Metazoa; Cnidaria; Anthozoa; Scleractinia; Pocilloporidae
Source: RefSeq, a predicted model, not a curated record
GUCACAAUGAUACAUAUAUCCUUCAGUCAAAAAUAAGGUGAAAUUUCGGAAUAGUGAUGGGUUUCCUAUCAAUGGUACGGUUGUGUGUGCUGUAGAAUUUAAGCAUCUACUACAUGUGCGACCCGACGCCAUGGAAUACUCGGAAACACUUCUAGAGAAGUGACAAGUUAUAACUGGAAUCUCGACACGAAAAAAGAACUUCGUUUUUUGCGAUUUACAAGAAAAAAAUCAAAGGUAUCGAAGUGAUGUGGCUGUAUUGAAGAACGCAAUGGAGCCGAUAAGAAGCUUUCUUUGUAAAGGAUGGGCGAUGGUAGUUUUGAUGGCUUGUACUGUCCUCGCCUACAGGGAAUUAGCAGAUAUUCCAGGAAACACGAGACAAUUCAUCGCUACAGUAAAUAAUAAUUGUGGUGACUUUAAGGAGGUGCUGAGAAGAUGUCACGUGUGGAAAGAUAUGGGUUUCUGCUUCAAAUAUCGUCGACAAAUGCAGCACGUUUGUAACAAAACUUGCCAGUACUGUGUUCCAGGCCAAAAGCAGUGGCGCGUGAUAGAUAUAAAGGGGGUCUGGGGGCAAUUGAAGGAACCAGUCAAUGCGCAUGUAUCGUCCACAAAGGUACCCAAGCAACCACCGGUGCAAAUACUGGGAAAAGAGACAACACCACAAGUGGAAGAUGCAGCUAGAGCAAUAGCAACUCAGCUGGAAGGAGAAAUUGAUCACAAUGAAUUAUCAGCUCCUCCAAACGCUGGUGGUCAGCUUGACGAGGCUCGCAUUGGUGUUCAAAGUGCAAUGGUGCCCACGAAUGGUGAAACAAAGGGAAAGAUGUCAUUUUCUUUAAACGUUUCAUCAGCAGAACAAGAACAAAAAACACAUCCACAGGAUGGUCCUACAAUUAGCGGUAAAACACAGGUAGGCGAAAAGCCUGAUAAAGGAACUAAUCCUAUUGUGCUCUUAAUGGGAUACGGACUCGGAGAAAAGUCAAGUCAAAGGGUGUAUGAUGAUCUGAACAACGCUACCGAUUUCCCAGCCUCUGAUGGAGAAACAAAGAAUAAUGUAGGUCCGCAUGAUGCGCCAAUUCAUGGUAAGCUAUUAGCAUUCAGAGACAAUGGUACUUCUCUUACUGAGGCUGCCCAGGAACGCAAAUCGCCGAGCAGUAGGUUUCGCACAGAAGAUAAUGUCCCUGAGUCGGACUUAAAGGAGAUUGUAGAGUUACUAGACAAUGCAGCUUCCGUAAACGGGCGCUUACAGCCAGUUGCUGCUAAUCAAUAUAUGCAUGAAGAAACUAAUGAAGGUAACGCAGAUUCAAAUGCGUUGCAGUUGAACUUGGGUGCACAGAGUUUAGAUUCUCAGGAGAUGAGCACUUUACAAAGCAAAGUGACGCACAGAGGCAGAGUAAAAAACACACACUCCAUCUUGCCAAUAAGUUCUGACGAUACAACAAACCAGAAAGCGUUUGAACAAAUAGCAGUGCAUGUACUUCCUAACACUUCUGAGGUUAAUUCAACAAGCAUGGUUGAAAACUUUGUUAAGCUCAAUCGUUCAGAGGGAAGCAUGCCAACAGACUCCAUGGUUGCGGGCAACAAGCAUGGCAACAUAAACAAUCCUUUACAGAUGAACCCAUCGUUUCGAAGCAAGCCUCGCGUCUCAAAACCAUCGGGGAAACAAGUCACACUUACCAUCAACGAGAGGCCCGGAACUGGUGAAGCUGUUUUCAAGGUGAAAAAAUCCCCUACUGCAACUGGAGUAAGUUACACUACAGAGGACCAUCCAGAAGGCUUGCCCUCGCCCACUUAUCUACUCCAGAGUGAAAACGAAGAGGCCCGGGCCAAGGCAGAUGAAGAAGAAGCUAAAAUCAGAGCGGCCACGAGCGCCAUUAAAAAUGUGAUUAAGUUGUUUGACAAGGACCACAGUCAUCAUGGCCAUACCAGACUUAUUCAAGAGCCCACUCAGGAUUUUCCUGCUGAUUCCAAAUCGCUGGAAGACGGCCCCGAGUUGAUCGCAGGAAUGGACGCAAGUGAAUAUAAUGCCGAGGUUGCACAGGCACAAAAUCUGGACCGUGCCCGAGCCAGCGCCCUGGCCCUUUCGCAACAGAAUGGGCCCUAUCGAAGUCCUAGUGAGGCGAGUCCUGGGUCACCUCCGCCAAACUACGCCGUUGUUCGCAUGAGUGAUUCAAAGGACUGGAAAAGCCUGGCUCACACGCUUGCUACUCAGCUGAAACAUGUGCUUAAUCAUAUGGAAGACAGAGAAAAAGAGAACCGUCAUGAAAAGCAGAAGAUCCAAGAACAAAUGAUGCUUAUGGCUCAACAACAAAUGACGGGAAUUGGGCGAGAGGACGAUGAAGGCCCGGCCGCGGAUGAUGAUGACGACGACGACUAUGAUGACGAAAUGAGGAACAGGGAUGAAAUGGAGAAACGACGUCAUUCUGUGUCCAGUCCCCAAGAGAGAACAGAGGUUGGAAAUACACCGCGGAACAGCAGAUUGACUGACCAGAAAUUCUAUCACGAAAAGUUAAGAAGAAAAUUGAAUGGGCUUCAAUUGGCUCACAAAGCUGUGAACAGUUUAUCACGACUGGAAAUACGACAUAAGUCGAACAAACAGAAACGAAGGCUAACCUAAUAAAACGUUGGCGGAGAGAAGAAUUUUCCCACUGUUUUUUUCUCUGAGAAAGAAUUUCGUUAAAUGUAAAAAUAUCUUGUGGUCAUUUAAGGUGAGACAACAAAAAAGACAUCACUUGAUAAAACCAAAACAGUUUAAAACGGAGUCAGCUGGACGAGGCCCUAAGGCAUGCGAUAAAAGAUGCGCAAAUUAAACACCGGUGAUUACUCUCCUUUUAUAAGAGUUUCUAUGCUCUGAGGAAGAGCCUUUUUAUUUCUGUGUCUGAAAUAUCUCUCCUUUAUUCUCGCCACUUUUGUACAUAUAACGCCACUGAGGCACAACUCUCAUAUUCUCCAUCAAAGGCCAUUAUGGAAUGCUUGACAGGAGAUGAAAUAUCGCUGAAAGAACUUAUGAGGACGACAAGUUGUUUUGUUUGAUUGAUAUUUUCGAAGUUAUCAAACCUGAAAAGGCAGGUAAAAUUUUACUAAGGGUCGACUUAUUGAUCCGGAUAAAGGAAUCAAGAUUUGAUUUGCCAGAUGAAACAGCGAGUGGCGCUUUUUCAGUUACUUUUCUUCAAUAUACUAUAAAAAUAAGAAGAAUUGUAAAAGAUUUCAACUAUCAUACCGCGUGAACAUGUUCAUGUCUAAAAUGGGGGGAAGGGGUGGGAAUACCCUUUCACAAAAGAAUAUCAAAGUAGAGACAC